Salpingoeca rosetta is the source of this 1503-nucleotide messenger RNA. RefSeq lists its product as uncharacterized. The transcript is spliced from 6 exons. Lineage: Eukaryota; Choanoflagellata; Craspedida; Salpingoecidae. The record is from RefSeq and is a predicted model, not a curated record. Bases 137 to 1324 code for a protein of 395 amino acids. Gene Ontology annotation, molecular function: 6-phosphogluconolactonase activity; protein binding.
GUGUGCUGACGUCAGCAGUUUGCUUGCUGGCUUUGUUUGUGUGGAUUUCCGCCACUGCGCAAUCCCCCUCCCCGCCAAGUCCUUCCAACCUUACGAUUGCGAUCACUCGAUCACCCACCAACGAGAACGAAGAACAAUGAGUGCCGAGAACCCAACAGAGCCGCUUGUCUUUGUGGCAAGCUACAACAAGUUUGAGAACCUGGCACACACGCCGGACGGCACGGUGUCGGCGCAUUCGCUCUACGUCUACCGGCUCGACACGCAAACAGGCCAGCUCGUGUUACUCACCGUCCUGGACGGUUUCGAGAAUCCAGCCUUCCUGCGCUAUCACCCCCAGCUGAAUGUGCUGUACUUCUGCACGGAAAGCAUCGCGGACGAUGGCGACAUUGUGGCGUGCAAGGUGAACGCACGCACGGGUGCACUCAGCGUCUUGGGCAAGUGGUCCGCGCAUGGCAAAUCCACCUGCUACCUCACCAUCGACACAGACCUCAAGCACAUGCUCGCGGUCAACUACUGGGACUCGACGCUGUCUGUGCUUCCGAUGGAGACAAGCGGGGCCCUGUCUCCCGUCUCCUUCAAGCUUGUGCCGGACCGGAAGGUGGUUGCGAGCUCUCGAAGUGACCACCUCACCAACCGGCAGCUGGAGCCCCACAACCACGCCAUUGUGCUUGAUCCAUACAACGGUACGGUGGCAUAUGUGCCAGACCUCGGCACGGAUGUCAUCAAGCAGUUUGUCUUUGAUAAAGGCACAGGCAGUCUCAUCCAUGCGGGGCAGUUUCAGUCAGGAUCCGACGAGCUGAAGCCCCAUGGUCCCCGCUACUUGCAGUUCCACCCAAAGCUGCCUGUUGCGUACGUUGUGAACGAGCUGUCGUCAACCGUUGCGGUGUUCUCCUUCAACAUCGAGCAAGCCGCACGCAUCGCCGAGGAGCCAGAGAAGCCGACUCUCACCCUGCUCCAAACCAUCAGCACCAUCCCUUCAGCGUUUCCGCGCCAUCUCAACACGUGCGGGCGCAUCACAGUCACCAACGCGGGCACCUUUGUUGUCGUGUCCAACCGCGGCCACAACUCCAUCAGCACAUAUCGCGUCAACGAUGACGGGACGCUCUGCUCAGCCGACUACUUUCACACGCGCGGGAGAACGCCGCGCCACUUCCAGUUUGACUCCACCGGAAACUGGCUCCUUGUCGCCAAUCAGGACACGGAUUCUGUGUCCGUGUUUUCGUUUGAUCGCAAGCACGGCACGCUCAACUUUGCAGGACACACGUACGACGUGCCGUCUCCCAACUUUGUCUGCGUGCAAAUGCCAUACCACGAGGCUCAAUGAAGCAAUUUGCGCGGUGCCCGUGCUUCUCUUGCAAACGUAUGCGUGCGUGCGUGCGUGUGUGUGUGUGUUUGUGUGCGUGUGUAUGUGUGUUGUGUGCGUGUGGUUGCUGUGCGAGUGCCGUGGAAGCUUCGACAGAUGUGUUGUACAUUGUGGUUUUAUUAAAAGGCAAGGAAUUCACA